Messenger RNA from Eupeodes corollae, 4067 nucleotides. Its product is annotated as monocarboxylate transporter 2-like. Gene Ontology annotation, molecular function: monocarboxylic acid transmembrane transporter activity. Lineage: Eukaryota; Metazoa; Arthropoda; Insecta; Diptera; Syrphidae. The record is from RefSeq and is a predicted model, not a curated record. The coding region runs from base 1044 to 2660 and encodes 538 amino acids. Gene Ontology annotation, biological process: monocarboxylic acid transport; transmembrane transport. The transcript has 7 exons.
UAAUUUCAACAUUCUGUUUUAUUUAAUAGCAAUUUAUUUUAUUAAGUAUUUUAUGCAUUUGAAACAAUAUUGAAAAGUUGUUCAAAUUGAGGCAGUAGAUGCGGUGCGAUAAUGGAGAUAGAAUAGAGUCUGUGAACUAAAGCUUUGUUUUUUCUUUGCAUUGUUUUUUAUAAACUGAAAUUAUUAUUAUUAUACUAUUCGAAGUCACGUGAAGUGAUUGAUCGAAAAUUAAAAAUUCAACGUUAUGCAAAUAGAUACACAGCAACAAAACAAGCAACAAGUAUUAGUUUGGCGUGUUGAGUAUGUUAAGGCCCACAAAACUCAGAUGAUGGGGGUUAGACAGACAGUGGUAGGUUGAGUUGUGCGGUGGAAGGUUCAGUACAGCAAUUUUUUUUUUGUUUUUUCGCAAGCUAAAUGUGAAAGUUAAGAAAGAUUUACCAAAAGAGAAAGAUAAAUGUGUCUACAGUGAAAACUUCUGUUUCGUAUUGUUUGCUUUAGAUUGGUACCUUUAAAAUUGCUUAAAUGUGAUAUAUGAAUAGAGCCACUUUUCAUAGCAUUGUGUUUUAAAAAUGUGGAACCUAUUUCUUAAGAUCCAAUUUUUGUUUGUCGAAUAGUUCAAUGAUUAGUAUUUUUUGACUGUGUGAACACCCAAAUAAGUGGUGCAAAGUCAUAUAUACGAUUAUUUAAAGUUUUUAACAGUGCUAAUAGUCAUAAUUUUAAGUCAAAUAAAAGUCAACUAAAAAAUCAACAAAAUGAUUGGUAAAUGCUAAGUGGCUAUAAAAACUUUUUAAAAAAUAUUUGCAUAACACCUGUAAUGUAAAUAAUGUAAUGUAAUUUAAGAAAAUAAAUGAAAUAAUGACAAUUCAUAAGUUCACUGUACCAAAAUAUUACUUUAAAAAUUAAUGAACAUUUAAAAUGUAAGAGUGACUAUUCUCAAUUCUUUGGAAUAGAGCUUUUUUGCUGACUGAUAUAAACAAUCAAAUUGUAUUAAGCCGAAUUGAUGUCUUUAUAAGUUUUCUAACUACAAUUAUUAUUUAAGAGAAAUGUCUAAUCAAAGCGAUAGUGAUACAGAAGCUUCUCUUGAAGCUGAAAUUAAAAAUGCAAAAAUACAAAUAGUUCAAAAUAAGAAGCCAUCGGCUAAAACGAAAAAUGGAUUAGACAAAAAUGGAACCAUUUUUCCACCAGACGGAGGUUGGGGAUGGUUGGUCGCAAUAGCAGCUGGCAUAAGUUUUCUCAGUUCCAUGCCAUUACUUCUUCAAUUCGGAAUUCUGUUCAGACAACGAUUUACAGAACUCGGAUGGAGUAGCUCACAAAUAGUGACUUUGAUCAAUGCACAACAAGCAGCAUCAGCUAUUACAGGAAUUUUCAGUGUUUCACUGAACCGAAUAUUAACUUUCCGUCAAGUGAGCUUCGUAGGAGCCAUUUUGGUUUUUAUAGGCCUGAUGGCGACGUUAUUUUCAAAUUCAUACAUUCACUACUUUUUGUCAAUAACAUUUGUGUAUGGUUUUGGAAAAGCUUUCAUAUUCUCCAGUUCAACUCGUGCAGUAAAUUCUUAUUUUAAAACAAAACGAAAAUCCGCAAUGACUGUGAUGAGCUCCAUAGCCAGCUUGGGCCCAAUAUUUUUGCCAUUUCUUUCAACAUUUCUAAUGUUUCAAUAUGGCAUUACUGGCUCUGUUUUAUUUUAUGCCGGAUUUUCACUUCAUAAUUUUAUUAGUGCAUUCGUCUAUGAACCUGUUCGAAAGCAUGCAAAACGUCUUAAAGGAGAAAGACUUGCAGAAAAUCUACGAAUUUUACAUCUCGAAACACCUCCCAAGGGUCUAGAUUCAAAACUAAAUCUUCAAGAUUCGAAUGGUGCCAAUAAUGAACAAGCUUCAAAUGCUGAUAAAGCUGAUGCUCCACUUACCUAUAGCUUAGUUAUCGAGAAGAACAAUUAUUCAUCAAAUAAAUUAGACGCCUCUCCAGAGGAGAUGCAAUUUCUUCAAAAACCUCGAGAAGAGUUUGUCAAAGAAGUUGCUCCUUCGUCUCGAAAUAGGAUCGUUGACUACCUGCAUUUGGACCUAUUAAAGGACUUCACUUACUUUAACUUGGCUCUGGGUCUCACGGUCAUCGAAUUUACGGAAAACAAUUUUGCUUCAGUAUUACCCUUCAUACUUUCCGAAUUCAAAUUCACCAACAUCGAAAUUGCCACGUCUAUGUCCAUACUUGGAUCCUGUGAUAUGAUCAUGAAGUUUUUGAUUCCAUAUACAGUGGGGAAGUUGAAGUGUGACAAGCGAGUAAUUAUGAUCGUAAGUUGCAUGUUGAUUUGUGGGGCACGUGUUGUUGUUGGACAAAGCCGCAAAGCGCCAAUAGCUUUUGUGUGCUUCAGUGUGAUGGGAACAAAUAAGGCGAUAAGAGUGGCAUAUGGCAAUAUGAUUUUACCAGGUUAUGUUGCCCCAAAGAGGCUUUCAGAUGCCAUUGCAUUGGAACGAACUAUUAUGGGACUAUUUUCAUUGUUGGCGGCACCAAUUAUUGGUCUUAUACCCGAUGCAACAAGCUAUGGAUUUUUUGUGCUGAGCAUGAAUGGAAUGUGUGUUGUCGUUGCUCUAUUGUGGUUUGGUGAAGAUCUCGUGAGAUGGUGUUUCAGGAAAUUGCAGAAAUCGCCUCCAAAAGAACAAUCUUAACUAUUAAUUUAAUUAGAUUUUAGGUAUUCGUAUCAGAAUGUAAGACUUGAGAAAUGUGUAUAUAAAACGACUGAGCACAAUCUAAAAUAAAUCGAAUUUUUAUUGAGAGAUCAACAGAAAAGUACAGAUAACAAUUAAUAAAGAAAUCACUUAAUUAACAAACAACAAACUUGUGGGAGUGAUUGAGAAGGCUAUGGUUGAAGUUUAAAAAUUCGUAUGAUGUUUAGUACCAAUUUUCAUAUUGCAAUAUUUGUUUGAUGUUUUCGGGAAAAAUCAAAAUAUAGUUAGGACAGUAUUUAACGUUGUUAGGAAAGAGUAAUAGUGCUUUAAUAGUACAGUUGCAUUUUUUUACAAGAAUUCAAGAGAACUAAAAAUCCUUUUAAGAAAUUAGACGUACAAAAAUAAACGCAUUUUUAAAGAAGAAAAUAUGAAUGUUCAGGAAAAUUAAUAUUGGGUACAUUUCAUUUAAAGUAACUUUGAAUAGGUGAAAUGUAUACUUUUCUCAAUAUUUCAAGUUCUUUCUCUUGAUUAUGAUUGAUAUAUGUAAUUAAUUGUGAUUUAAAACAAAAAUUCAGAAGCAAAGAAUAUACAUUUACUGAUGGUGGCAGGUUAAAAUAAACUGGCUUCAGGUUAAUUUUAUUAUUUUCUAGAUUGUACAAGAAACACAAGUUUAAAUUCGAUAAAAUAAAAAAAAGUAAGUGAACAUUUUACAGGACAAAAUAAAAACUAAAUAAAAUUGCAUCAAAUGUUGAAUCGGUUUUUAUCUAUAGAACAUCUUCUUCUCAAAAAGUUACAUAUAUUAUUAAUUUGUUCUUGUCCUGCUAAUUUCAGAAAACUGAAUCUAACUUUACAUCGUGCAAAAGCUUUUAAAAGGUUUUAAUAAUGUAUCAGUUAAAGAUUUCAACACAAUUUGAUUGCUUUUUCAGUAAUUUGUAAUAAGUAACAUGUAACCAUUAUGAAAAAAGCAACCUAUGUCAAAAACAGCUGCAGCUCUUUUAAGAACUAUUUCUUUGCACUCUUAAACUUUUGUUAAGGUUACAUGUCGCUGUACCAACUUGUAGCUAUUCAUUUUCUUUUAAAAUUAAACAAGCACAUUUUUCUGAAAAUUCGAUGUCUUGAAAACGGUUCAAUAAAAAUAAAUCUUAGAUUAUUAAAACUUUAUUUUUUUCUCUUAUAUGAAUGCAUAUUAAAAUUUUUAUAAACGCUUAAAACUAAGACAGUUGACUACGAUAAUGAAGCGUUUAUAAAUAUAAAUAAAGAGUUGUCCAAUUUUUGAGACGUCAGCUUUUGUUUGCAUCUUAUUUCCAUAACAAUUGACAUGUCGAUAUUUUUGCAGUGGAUUUUAGUGAUCCAGGAUUUUCGGUUUUUUGAAUUUUGGGUCAUUGAGAUUUUGAGAUUCUUGUUUUG